Messenger RNA from Sander lucioperca (pikeperch), 2925 nucleotides. Its product is annotated as protein LYRIC-like. The transcript is spliced from 13 exons. The record is from RefSeq and is a predicted model, not a curated record. Gene Ontology annotation, biological process: positive regulation of angiogenesis; negative regulation of apoptotic process; positive regulation of canonical NF-kappaB signal transduction. NCBI's taxonomy places the organism in Eukaryota, Metazoa, Chordata, Actinopteri, Perciformes, Percidae. Gene Ontology annotation, cellular component: nucleus. Bases 356 to 1960 code for a protein of 534 amino acids. Gene Ontology annotation, molecular function: transcription coregulator activity.
CUCUUCCAGUCAAAACGGAGCCAUAUGAGAGGUGAACCUGCUUGCUCGCGGUCACAUUGUGGUGGUCAGCUAACGGAGGCAUAUUAUCUUGCGAUGAUAUCAGCUAGCUUGCUGGCUAGUAAGCUAACUUAGUUUGUCACCGCAGUUUUAACAAGUAAUACGUUAGCUAGCUAGCUAGCUAGCUGACUGUCUGGCUAGGCCGAUGUUGCUGGCGGAGAAGGGGGUGAAUUUAUUGUCUUCCAUCAUGUCGAAGUCGCUCCGUUAAUUUUAGCUAGCACUGCAGGCUAGCGCAGCUAACGGUUAUAACGGCAAGCAAAGCGUGACUAAUCGGUCUGUUGUUUGAAAAACAAUACAAAUGGAGCAGUGGCAGGACGCGGCCUCUCAGCAGGUCAAGCUGCUUACAAAUCGUAUGAAUGAACUGUUGUCCAGAGGUCUGGGGCUGCUGCGCUCCGAACUUGGUGUGGAUUUGGGACUGAAGCCUGAGCUUAUUCCGCCAUGGGUGAUCCUCUUAGCGGCAUGUAGCGGGCUGGUGCUGAUGGUCGCUCUGUGGGCCUCAGCCUGCCGGUCUCUCUUCAAAAAACGACCCGCUGUAUUCCCCGUAGACGACGGCAUUGAAGUAAAGCGGGGUCUCGGUAAACCUGGCAAAUCUGAGGAACCGAAGAAAAAGAAGAAGAAGGCAGAAAAGAAAGCCCAACCAAAUGGAAGAGCUGUUGCUGAACCACAGGAAGAAGCCGUAGUGUCAGAAGAGAUAGUGCCACAUCACCAGCCGCCCCCACCUGAAGUCAAGGCUGAAAAGGUUGCAGAGUUAAAGAAGUCAAAGAAGAAGGCCAAACAGGCUGUAAAGGAGACCAAGACAGUGACUGCUGAUGGCAAAGAACCAGAAGAAGGCACGUGGGAGACCAAGGUCAGCAACAAGGAGAAGCGUGAACAACGCAAGAAGGACAAGGGUUCCAGUGAUGGCUCAGCUAGUCCUGGAGGGGGGAACACACCUGUGAGCGCUCCCCCAGAGCAGCCCAAGGCCUCUGCAGCCCCCGCAUCUGCCAGCCAAAAGAAGAAAAAAGGAGAAUCCGCAAAAGUGAAGCCAGACAAGGUUGAAGCUGUUGUAUCUCUAGUUAACAGCAGUGAGGUGGUGGCGGCUGGUGUGACUGACAUGGCUGUAAAGGUUCUGACUCCCACUGUUGCUUCAAAGACGGUCCCCUGGACAACCAGUAGAGAACCAGCAUCCCUGUGGAGAGCAGAGAUCGAUGAGUCGUGGACUGUGAUUGACCGGGGGAUGCCCACAACAGAGCUAAAUCUGGUGUCUUUAGCUGGACUGGGUGUUGGUACUGCUGUUGAGCCCCAGCCUGUGAGCGAGCUGCCCUGGCUCAGUCAGCCCAGAGGGGACGAUGAGUGGUCUGGACUCAAUGGUGGUUCGGUCGAUCCUUGCUCUGAUUGGAACGCCCCUUCUGAAGCCUGGGGCAACUAUGAAGAGCCCACUCCUGAGCCCCCUCCCGCUUCGGAGCAGCCCCUCCCUGAGCCCGCCAAGGUGAACCUGUUGAUUGGAGCAGCUGACGAUGAUGACGAUGAGAAGGACAAGGGAGAGACUGCUGCUGAUGGAGCAGCCAAAACUAAAAAGAAGAAGAAGAAGAAGAAGAAAGCUGCAGAGGAGGGAGGAAUUUCUGGCCAGGGCGAUGAGCCAGAGAAGGAGGCGCCACCUGCAGCCUCGGUGAAGAAGCAGGAGAACGCUGCUGCUGCUGCUGUCCAGCCUGUCAGAGCUGCUGCUGUCCAGGCCAGAGUGGAGCAACCAGUGAAGGACAACAUAUCCCAGAAACCCCCUGUAACACAAGUGCCACAGAAGCCAACUGAUGGAGAGCCCACUGCCAAGCAGAACAACCUUUCUGCUCCAACACAACAAAAAAAACCUGAGGAGAGCCAAGCGCCUAAGCCGGCAAAGAAGAAAAAGGCGAGGAGAGAAACAUGAGACGGAGUCCAUUCUGCAGACCGCUGUAUGCAAAAGACUUGAUAUCCUGUUUAUGCAACACCUUUUGUGACAAGAACUUUGAACUAAGGUCUUCAUGAUGGACUUAAACCUUAAAACCUAGUCUGGAAAAUGAAAGAACUUUUAUACCCGCCAAGCUCAGUCGAUGAAUCAUUGAAAACUGAACCUAGAUGCAGUGCAAUCUAAUGUAAUGCGUUGUUAAUGAUUUUUAAGUAUGCAUUUGAUACGGUUGACUGUCUUCUAAUUCCACUGAAUCAAAUUAACUGAUUGAAAGAGCUGUAUUGAUGUAAUUAGAUGUAGAAAAUACUGAUCAUGUUUAGAAAUGUGAUGUUGUGGUGGCUAACGAGAGGAGUUUACUGUGUAGAGAAUGAAAAUGGUCAACAUGCUUCAGGUCACACACAACACUGGGCCAUAAUGUUAAAUUGGCUUUUGCUUUGGCAGUAAUCUUAUUAAUUAUUAUUCUUUUUUUGCUUUUACAUUUGAGUCAAGAUGGUACAGUGAUCGCAGUUUGGUGAAAAAGAGCUGAGUGAUCAAAUGGUUAUUUUAGGACGACCGCUCAACAGGGGUGUAAACCUUUGUGACAAAUGAGACAUGAGCAUGGUUGCGUGCAGAAAAGAGAAACCUGUCCGCUCUGUAUUUUUGCAUUCUUAUCUGUGACUACAAUAUUUCAAUUGACUCAGUCCAUCUGGUUUGUCCCUUGUCUGAUGUUGCGCCGCAGUGUUUCGAGACAACGGUUUCCUUGCUGUUUUUACUAUCUGUGACUGCUCUGUGGCCAGAGCCUCGUGGGAGCCUGUGAUUGUAGAUGUACCAUCGCAGUGUCGUCAGCCUCUUCAUGAUUUUCCACCUUUUGAUUUAAAGUCUUCACUACCUUUUGUAAAAUCUGUUUGUAAUAAAAGAAAAGCUAAAGCCAUAUGUAAAAAGACUAAAUAAAGGCCAGUUUUUCUAUA